CAAAGUUACGUCAUUCAUAACAUAAUUUGUAUUUAUCUUUUCAUAUGUUGGCUACGAUACGUUUAAUUAAAACAACGAAGAGAAUGAAGUUAGCAGCAAAACACAACAGUAGUUACAGAACACAGGACACCCAUGCUGUAUCAUCAUUAAAAUUGUUGGAAUCCAAAAUAUCAACCAUCGCCGUUUUACUUUUGCAAUAAUUUCACAUAAAAAUAUUUUUCAGAAAUUUUCGAUCGUUUGCGAAUCGCUGUCGGUGGCGUCGCUCAUGGCGACCGUGAUUAUCCUCCUACUGGUACGUCAUAAUCUCCAUAGCGACAGAACAAUGGUCCAGAUCAAUUUAUCCCUUUCUGUGUUGGGGCUUCAUUUGUUCGCCCUUGCGAGCACAGCGGCCACUACGUCACCAGCAGCGUGCGAGGUCGUCACCGUGUUUAUUCAUUUCUGUUUGACGUCAUCAGUUUGCUGGAUGUUUGUCGAAGCUUUUCUGCUUUACUUGAAAACUGCUCCAGGGAAUCUAAGGUUCGCUGCUUACUCGGAGUCGAGGCCUGGGGCAUUGCAUCGGGUCCUCUACAUGUUCGGGUUGUGCUUCCCGCUUGUUCUUGUUAUAGUGGCUGCUUCGGUUGGAUUUACAUACGACGUGUAUAUGGAUUACUCGCCAAGCUAUCUUGACGCAUUGGAACGGCAGAGAAUGUGCAAUAUCACACAAGGGGAACCACCCACACAGGAUAAAUACCAACGAUGUUGGUUGAGUGUGGGAUCAAAGAUGGUGUUGUGGGCAGCUGUGGUCCCAAUUGCUCUCAUACUUACCAUAAACUUGUGCAUACUUAUCCGUACAACAUCGUUGAUAUGGAAACUACGACAACAAGCGCUAUCUUACAAACCUUCAGUGAAAUACCCGAGUGAGCAACGACGGUUGAGUAUCUUGAACAUGGCGGCCACAGCAAGGGCAUUGUUUCUUUUACUUCCAAUCCUUGGUAUACCAUGGGCGGCUGCGUUCCUUGUCAACGCUGGCCAAGACACCGAGGUCUUCAUGUACAUUAACGCUGGUUUAAACGGUCUACAAGGAGUGUUUAUGCUUGUCGUAUAUUGUCUCGCUAAGCAAGAUGUUACAAACGCCCUGAAACGAAGAUUUCAAAGGCUUUGACAACAAAGAACUUUAAUUGUAAUAAAUUUGUAAACUAUAGUUCCUACAUUUAAGCCAAGUUAGCAGUUUCUAAAUUCUGUCCCUAAAACCUGAUCGUUUAUACGAUAUCUAUAUUUGGCGGGAAACAGCUGAUUUAAGGAGAAAUCAACUUUUAUUCAAAACAAUCCAAAUAUGGUGAAGUAUUGCAUAUUCCAUGUGUUGUAAAUAAAACCAACUUUAUUACAAAUGAAUUCACCGAUCGCAUUAAAUUCAUCAAAAACAGUUUACGAUGGUUUUGUAAAACACGGUGAGAAGUUUUAUCGUUUGCAAGUUCGUGGGGAAGCGGGGCAAAGCUCGGUGAAGUACAGAGUUUGUUGUGAUUGGAAAUUACGUCAUAUCCUCCGUGAUCAUCUUCCCUUGUUGAACGAGAGGCUUCAAUCUUGUGCCGAUGUUUCUACCUUCAUAUCGGAUGUGAAAACCAUUCUUGGUGUUCAAAGUGAUCAACAUUCACCCUCACACUGCUACAAGCAUUAUGGGAGGGUGUUGAAGGAAAUUGAGGAGGUUGGUUGGGACAAACUAAACAACAUCAGCGAAGAUUUCAAACUAAUAAAGUUUCAGUUCCAAGACAAUAGUGAACGGUGGCAUUACUUUGGUUUGAAACUGAACGAUAAUUAUCCUCAAGAAAGCCCUGAGUUUAUGGUUGACCUGCCGUGCCCAUUCAUACCCGUGUGGGCAUGUGGCAGCAACUUGAUGACGUUGUGUCAACAGUUUAUUGAAGUUCUUGAUUUACAUCAAAGUUUGUGGGACAUGGUUGACGAACUGAAGGAUAAAUGUUGGGUGUUGGAACCGGAACAACCUAAUUAUGCUUCAACCUCGUUUAGGAUUGCUCUCGAGCAAACGACAUCGGUGGUGAUCGACAUCAACCCGCUACAUCCGGAAGAAAUACCGGAUUGUAAAUUUCUCGGGUCCGAAACAUCCGUUGCCAAACUUGAGGAGAAAUAUCAACAAGGAUACCAGGAGUGGAGUGACAGUUUGUCCCUAUACCAGAACAUCCAGAUGUUGUUUAACAUCAACUUUCACAAACCUCCCAACACAACUUCCAUGGAAUCCAACUUACAAUGUGGGAUAUGUUAUGGUUACAGACUUGGAACGCAAACUCCAACACAGGUAUGCAACGAUGAGCGGUGCAACCAGAUUUACCACCACGACUGUUUAGUUCAAUGGUUACAAAGCAUUCCAGGAGUUAAAAGGAGCUUUGGUAUCAUAUUUGGGGAAUGCCCUUAUUGUUCCAAUAAUAUCAAGCUCAAGAUUCUACAAAAGUGAAAUAUUCAUCAAGUCAUGGGGCGGGUGGGUUUCAAUCCAUACUAAUAAAGGCAGUAUACGAUCUUUUGGGUAAAAUAUGGGGUGACAUUGUUAAAAUACAGUUACACUCAUAGUUGUCAAACAUAGGGAACCUCAUUGAUUAAUGUGGUGAAUGCAAUAUACUUUGGCUCUGCUUGUUUGUAAAGACACCUGUUUUCCUGUUAAAACUGAUUGGCUAAAUCGUGUCGAUGUCACCCCUGUUUCAAACUCCCGAAGACAGGGAGCCUAUUACACACCCAGGGCAUGGGUUUCUAACUUUUACACGCCCCCUCCUACUUCCUUCUGUAUCUUCUUUUCUCCGGUCUUCGUUUCUGCUUCGGUUGAACGAUCGUUCGUUUGCGCGGUUGAAUGAUUGGUUCCAAUAUAUUCGAAAGAUGCCCCCUCUCCUCCAACAUAGCGAGGAACAAACUGAUGAAUGGAACAUAAUCGUGCGUCCUUCGUGCAUGGUCAACCUUGUACCGAUGUCUUCGUUCGUCUUCCUCGUUCAACGAGACCUCACAUCGAUCCACGCCGCGCUUCAUCGCACACAAUAUUAACGAACAUUUCGUUUCCAAAUCAUCUGUCCCACAAGUUUCAAUGACGUUUAUGACAUCAUCAUCAAAAUGUUCAAGUAGUUUUUUAGAUUUCAAAAUUUCAACGAAAUCUUUGUCACCAUUGUCAUGUUGGAAGCCAUUGUUUUGUAACAAAUGAGGUUGUUUGUCAUCAAUGUGCGUUUCAUAUUUUGGUUCAAAUUUAAACAUUUCUUCACAAUUCGUUUCCGAUUUCUCCAGAA
Molecule: messenger RNA, 3254 nt
Organism: Ciona intestinalis (vase tunicate)
Lineage: Eukaryota; Metazoa; Chordata; Ascidiacea; Phlebobranchia; Cionidae
Product: E3 ubiquitin-protein ligase FANCL
Biological process (GO): protein monoubiquitination; interstrand cross-link repair
Cellular component (GO): nucleus; Fanconi anaemia nuclear complex
Molecular function (GO): ubiquitin protein ligase activity
Source: RefSeq, a predicted model, not a curated record